CAUUCGAUUCAAGAAUAAAAAAGCCGAGGGAAGCAAGUCUUCAGAACAAAAAGUUUCCUCUGUGAAGACAAAUGUUUGGCCUCUUUCUCCCGGGGUUGUGUGCAUACAGAGAUCCGAGAAUCGCGUUUUAUGUGUGACCGCACGGAGGGUUGGACAAAUUGAAGGAGCAACAGGAGGCGGCAGAGACGCUUUCCAGAAGAAGCAAGGGGAGAGAGAGAGGGAAGGAGAGAAAGGGAGAGAGAGAGAGACUAUCUCACUCUCCCAGUCGUAGUUGCAACCGGAUCGCAUACAGCGUCUAUUUCGACACUGGAAUAGCAGGACAAUGUCUAGUAAAGCGACUUUAGCCUUACUCAUCUAUGGAAUCAUAAUGCACUACAGUGUCUACUGCUCACCUCUCGGGCUUAACUAUCCUAACCUUAGACUUGAAAAUGAGGUUUAUGACGAGGAUGGGAAUUCGUUACCGGCCUUGGCUUUUGACAGCGAUCAAAUUGCUAUAAGAAGUCCCCCGUCUGUGGCUGACGAUUUGUACACUUUAUACUACCCACCGGAGAAAAGAACGGAAAGGCAUGCAGACGGAAUGUUUAAUAAAGCCUACAGGAAAGCGCUGGGUCAGUUAUCAGCAAGAAAAUAUCUCCAUUCUCUGAUGGCAAAGCGUGUAGGUGGAGGGAGCACCAUGGAAGACGACACAGAGCCUCUGUCAAAGCGACAUUCGGAUGGGAUCUUCACAGAUAGCUACAGCCGCUACCGAAAGCAAAUGGCAGUCAAGAAAUACCUGGCGGCAGUCCUUGGGAAAAGCCCUGAAGACUUAGGUUUUCACCAUAUUCUACAAGACAUAGACUUUGAUGCCCUCCCGGAUGGGGAUGAGUUUGAGGCUAUUUUGGGAGACUGGCUGAAACAGUUCUCUCCCAAAUUUCCGGCUUUGUGACGCAGGAUGCAGCUUGCGGCUGUGGUGCCUUGCUCCGACUUUAAAAUCGCCACGAAUCACAGAUGGCUAUUUAGUAGCCCUACAAUGCUGCACAUCAUCAGCUUACAUUUCACCCUUUGGUUGUUGUUUUUGUGUUGCGCAGACAUUUGAUUGGAUCUUUAGUGCCAUUCGGUGUAGUCUCCGAGCACUCUUGCUCUCGAUCAUUUCUUUUGGCGGUUGUUUUUGAUUUUUUUUAGAGCACAUAGACUUAGAUAAUUGUGAUAGAUAGUUGCAAACAUCAUGAUUGCCCUCUCUCCAUAAUGUGUAUCAUUUUGAAAGCGCCAACAGCCUUACUAAACGUGAAGAUUAAACAUAAAACAUAUAUUUAUUGUGUAGAAAAUUGAUAUUAGACAGUACUAUUAUAAUGAAGAAGAAAAAAUGGCGAACCCGCAAGGGUCAAGUCUAUAAAUGUUUAAUAAAAGGUGUUGUAAGAUUUGUAUGAAUAAAUUUUUGUAAACAA
Molecule: messenger RNA, 1424 nt
Organism: Oncorhynchus gorbuscha (pink salmon)
Lineage: Eukaryota; Metazoa; Chordata; Actinopteri; Salmoniformes; Salmonidae
Gene: adcyap1a
Product: adenylate cyclase activating polypeptide 1a
Exons: 7
Coding region: 323-925 (200 amino acids)
Biological process (GO): positive regulation of GTPase activity; adenylate cyclase-activating G protein-coupled receptor signaling pathway; neuron projection development
Cellular component (GO): perikaryon; extracellular region; neuron projection
Molecular function (GO): peptide hormone receptor binding; neuropeptide hormone activity; pituitary adenylate cyclase activating polypeptide activity
Source: RefSeq, a predicted model, not a curated record